Messenger RNA from Penicillium canariense, 4293 nucleotides. RefSeq names its product kinesin light chain. The transcript has 5 exons. Gene Ontology annotation, molecular function: ADP binding; catalytic activity; protein binding. The record is from RefSeq and is a predicted model, not a curated record. Lineage: Eukaryota; Fungi; Ascomycota; Eurotiomycetes; Eurotiales; Aspergillaceae. Gene Ontology annotation, biological process: nucleoside metabolic process. Bases 1 to 4293 code for a protein of 1430 amino acids.
AUGGCACGCCGCCUCAGACACGACGCCUACACGGUCGGAUGGGUGUGCGCCCUGACGGACGAGCUCACUGCAGCGCAGGAGAUGCUUGACGAGGAACACCAAGACUUGGCUUCGAAUAGCAACGACUCAAACAUAUACAUGCUAGGGUGUAUUGGGGGCCACAACGUCGUCCUUGCGUGUCUGCCCGCAGGCCAAACAGGUACCAACUCUGCUGCGACCGUCGCCAUACAGAUGAAGACCACAUUCCCAGCGAUUCGAUUCGGGCUGAUGGUGGGAAUCGGAGGCGGGGUGCCAGGCAAAGAUGCAGAUGUUCGUCUUGGCGACAUUGCUGUCAGCCAGCCGGCAAACGGUCAUGGUGGUGUGGUGCAGUACGAUUUCGGGAAAUCUACUCCAAGUGGAUUCAAGCGGACAGGAUUCCUCAAUGCUCCACCCCCAAUCCUCCUCGCUGCGAUUACGAAACUUCGAUCCAACCAAGACCGAGGGAGAGGCAGUCUGACACCACACCUGUUGAAGCUUAGCAACCUCCCAAAGUUCAGCCGCGAUCAAGCAGGAACAGAUGUGCUGUUCGAAGCGGAGUAUAAUCAUGUUGGAGAGGGGAGCUUUCACUAUGGUACGAUUGCAUCGGGGAACCAGGUGAUGAGGGACGGUGUAGAGCGGGACAAGGUCAGCUCGGAGUUUGAAGGAGUUCUCUGCUUUGAGAUGGAAGCGGCCGGCCUCAUGAACAAUUUCCCGUGCCUAGUGAUCCGCGGAAUCUGCGACUACUCUGACUCGCACAAGAACAAGAGAUGGCAGCCAUAUGCGGCGGGAACAGCAGCGGCGUACGCGAAGGAGCUUCUGCUGGUGAUCCCGGCGGCAGAUGUGGUGAAUACGCAGACAGUCAAUAAAGCAACGCAAGAGCACAUGCGCAGUUUCUACCUCCCUUUUUUGCGGAAUCUUCAAUUUGUCGGUCGAAGUGCAGAGCUUGAUACGCUGAAGCAAAAACUGCUUGUGAAUAAAGAUUGCCGGAAGGUAGCGCUCAGCGGCCUUGGUGGUAUUGGCAAGACACAAGUGGCGCUACAAUUCGCGUACUCCUUCAAGGAAGACUACCCGGAAUUUUCCAUCUUCUGGGUACAAGCGUUAAGCAUGGAGACUUUUGAGCAGGGUUGCAUGGAAAUAGCGAGAGCACUGGGACUGCACCAAGACCAGGAGAGCAAAGAAGACGUUAAAGAGCUAAUCCGGCGACAGCUAUGCACAAAGAGCGCGGGAAAGUGGUUGUUGAUAGUUGAUAACGUUGACGACCUGGACUUGCUUCGCGGGCUCCAUCAAACGGACGGCUUACUAGCCUUUCUGCCAGAAAGUGAUGAUGGCCUGUCAAUAUUCACGACGCGACAUGGAGAAGUAGCCCAGCACCUGGCGGGCAGCGACGUGGUUGAGAUUGGAAGGAUGACGGGACAGGAGACAGUGAACUUGUUAGAGAAAUCGCUGGUUCGAAAGAGCCCUUCUCAUAACAACCAGAUCGUGAUGGACCUUCUCACAGAGCUUGAAUACCUCCCGUUGGCUAUUACCCAGGCGGCAGCAUAUAUCAACACAAACAAGAGCUCCAUCUCCGAGUAUCUGCGGCUCUUAAAGAGCACAGAGCAGGAUGCUGUUGCUAUCAUGAGCACGGAUUUUGGCGACAGAACACGAUACCCAAACUUGACAAAUGCAGUCGCGAAGACAUGGACGAUAACAUUCAACAAAAUUCUCGAACGGGAUCCAUUAGCGACAGAUCUCCUCGCAUUCAUAUCUUGCAUCGAAUGGAGGGCAAUCCCGUACUCCAUUUUACCAGCAGCUCAUCCCGAAGCGCGCUUGGCGGGGGCCAUCGGCACACUCUGCUCCUACUCAUUCCUGGAGAAAAGGGAUAAUGGCACCAAGCUCGACAUGCAUAGACUUGUCCACUUAGCGACCAGAAUGUGGGUGAAUCAGAAUGGCCGCGAAAUAGAGACGAGAACGACAGCAAUGAAGCACCUCUCGCAAAUCUUUCCGUCUGGCGAUUACACUGACCGCGAGAUCUGGCGGGAUUAUUUCCCGCAUGUGGCUCACAUAAAGAAGGAUGAGCAAUGCCAAGAUACAGAGGAGAAAAGCGAGCUCUGUCUGAAGGUCGGGCGCUGCUUAUUCACUGAUGGGCGGAUGAAAGAAGCUGUUCUUUGGCUACGGGAGUCUUGCGAGUGGAGGGAUAAAAAUCUUGCCCAAGAUGACUCGGGUCGACUAGCAUCGCAGCACACGCUCGCCGUGACAUACGAAGCAAACGGGCAGGUUAAGGAGGCAGUCGAGCUACUCGAGCAUGUUGUCGCGAUAGAAGCGGAAUAUACGCUCGCCGGAGCAUAUCAAGCAAACGGACAAGUUAAAGAGGCAGUCGAGCUACUUAAGCAUGUUAUCGCGAUACGAGCGGAAGUACUCGCAGAAGACCAUCCCGAUCGACUAGCGUCGCAGCAUACGCUCGCUAGUGUAUAUCAAGUAAACGGACAAGUCAAGGAGGCAGUCGAGCUCCUUAAGUAUAUUAUCGCGAUACAAGCGGAAGUGCUAGCAGAAGACUAUCCCGAUCGACUAGCGUCGCAGCAUACGCUCGCUAGUGCAUAUCAAGCAAACGGACAAGUCAAGGAGGUAGUCGAGCUCCUUAAGUAUAUUAUCGCGAUACAAGCGGAAGUGCUAGCAGAAGACCAUCCCGAUCGACUAGCGUCGCAGCAUACGCUCGCUAGUGCAUAUCAAGCAAACGGACAAGUCAAGGAGGCAGUCGAGCUCCUUAAGUAUAUUAUCGCGAUACAAGCGGAAGUGCUAGCAGAAGACCAUCCCGAUCGACUAGCGUCGCAGCAUACGCUCGCUAGUGCAUAUCAAGCAAACGGACAAGUCGAGGAGGCAGUUAAGCUACUUAAGUAUGUUAUCGCGAUACGAGCGGAAGUGCUAGCAGAAGACCAUCCCGAUCGACUAGCGUCGCAGUAUGCGCUCGCUAGUGCAUAUCAAGCAAACGGACAAGUCAAGGAGGCAGUCGAGCUCCUUAAGUAUGUUAUCGCGAUAGAAGCGGAAGUGCUAGCAGAAGACCAUCCCGAUCGACUAGCGUCGCAGCAUACGCUCGCUACGGAAGUGCUAGCAGAAGACCAUCCCUCACGACUAGCGUCGCAGCAUACGCUCGCUAGUACAUAUCAAGCAAACGGACAAGUCAAGGAGGCAGUCGAGCUCCUUAAGUAUAUUAUCGCGAUACGAGCGGAAGUGCUAGCAGAAGACCAUCCCGAUCGACUAGCGUCGCAGCAUACGCUCGCUAGUGCAUAUCAAGCAAACGGACAAGUCAAGGAGGCAGUCGAGCUCCUUAAGUAUAUUGUCGCGAUACAAGCGGAAGUACUAGCAGAAGACCAUCCCUCACGACUAGCGUCGCAGCAUACGCUCGCUAGUACAUAUCAAGCAAACGGACAAGUUAAGGAGGCAGUCGAGCUCCUUAAGUAUAUUAUCGCGAUACGAGCGGAAGUACUAGCAGAAGACCAUCCCUCACGACUAGCGUCGCAGCAUACGCUCGCUAGUGUAUAUCAAGUAAACGGACAAGUCAAGGAGGCAGUCGAGCUCCUUAAGUAUAUUAUCGCGAUACGAGCGGAAGUGCUAGCAGAAGACCAUCCCGAUCGACUAGCGUCGCAGCAUACGCUCGCUAGUGCAUAUCAAGCAAACGGACAAGUCAAGGAGGCAGUCGAGCUCCUUAAGUAUAUUGUCGCGAUACAAGCGGAAGUGCUAGCAGAAGACCAUCCCUCACGACUAGCGUCGCAGCAUACGCUCGCUAGAGCAUAUAAAGCAAACGGACAAGUUAAGGAGGCAGUCGAGCUACUUGAGUAUGUUAUUACAAUCAAAGCGGAAGUGUUAGCAGAAGACCAUCCCUCACGACUAGCGUCGCAGCAUAUGCUUGCUAUUGCAUAUCAAGCAAACAGACAGGUCGAGGAGGCAGUCGAGCUACUCGAGCAUGUUGUCGCGAUACGAGCGGAAGUGCUUGCGGAAGACCAUCCUAAUCGAUUAAUAUCAGAGAUGGUGCUUGCUGAUUUCUAUGAGGACCUACUGAAGAGGUCUGAAACGGAGCAGUCAUCUGUAUCUUCUAUUGAAGAACUCGCGGCUGAGGAUGGAGACCAAUAUCAGUUGAACCGAGCACCUGAGGUUCCACAGGCGACAUUGUGUAACAGCAGUGCAUCUGAUGCGAUCUUCGACCAGGCACCAGUAGAUCAGGAACUGGAGUCAAGCAGUUCUUCGAAGAGAAGACACCUCGUGAGGCGGCUGAAGGUUAUUUUAAGAAAAGGCAAGUAG